AUGCCCAGAGCUUUUCGAGCACCAUGGGUCCCUAGGGUUAGCGCGGAGAAUGCUUGGGUGCCCCUGGAGCACAGCAGGGGGAAGUAUCAGCGAGAGAGACGAGCGAGCGGGAGCGGGAGAAAGAGGCAGCGAGAGGGCGACUCCGCCGCUCACACAGAGGUGGGGGCGGGAGGAGCCGAAGGGGAGGAGGAGGAGGCUGGCGGAGGAGGUGGGAGGAGUGGGGCGCUAGCCGGCUCCUGUUGCUCGCGGAGCGGCGGUCUGCUGGUUGCCGGCGACCCGCCGGGCGCUAAUAAGGCGGCCGGAGCCCCCCCGGGCGGCCCCUCCCGCCGCGGCGCCCACGUCACGCGGGGCCGGGGCCCGCGCCCCCCGCGCCCUCCGGGACGGCCGGGGCGGGCGCGGCCCGCGCGGGAGGACGACGGCGAGUGGGGAGGAGUGCGGAGGAUGGCGCAGGCGGCCGGCCCCUGGCGGGGUCAGGGUGCCACACCGCCUAGAGUACACAGGCCUCAGUGUCUCUGCCUCUCAGCAAGAUUAAGUUAUCAAAUGAUUUCUGCCCAGUGUGGCCGGAGCUUCCUGGGAGGAGAAGACAGCAACCUGGGCUCCAGAGCCCUUGAAGAUGUGAAGACACUUUGCUGGAAUCCAAGCCCAGGCUCACUUCCUGAGGCACACCUGAGGCAAAGGAAAUUCUCUUGUUGUCUACAGAUAGAAGCUGACAGGGAACUAUCAAAGACUGGCACUUUCUUACUUUAUGGCUAUAAGAUACUCCAAGAUCAUCUUGCAUAUUUCCUGCCUUCACCCUGGAAUCAGCCAUUUCUCCAAGAAGCCUUGGCUCCUUUUAUUGGCGAAUGGUCUUAGAAAUCAACAGAGAACAAACUGAGGGUUGAUGGAGGGAGGUGGGUGUGGGAUGGGGUACACAGGUGAUGGGCAUUGA
Messenger RNA from Hyaena hyaena (striped hyena), 928 nucleotides. RefSeq names its product translation initiation factor IF-2-like. The transcript is spliced from 5 exons. Bases 1 to 852 code for a protein of 283 amino acids. The record is from RefSeq and is a predicted model, not a curated record. Lineage: Eukaryota; Metazoa; Chordata; Mammalia; Carnivora; Hyaenidae.